Molecule: messenger RNA, 2369 nt
Organism: Labeo rohita (rohu)
Lineage: Eukaryota; Metazoa; Chordata; Actinopteri; Cypriniformes; Cyprinidae
Product: cytosolic phospholipase A2 zeta-like
Exons: 15
Coding region: 502-2193 (563 amino acids)
Biological process (GO): glycerophospholipid catabolic process
Cellular component (GO): cytosol; nuclear envelope; nucleoplasm
Molecular function (GO): calcium ion binding; calcium-dependent phospholipid binding
Source: RefSeq, a predicted model, not a curated record
AAAAAUAUCAAUAAACUUUACAUAAUUUAUUUUAGUUUUUGUUCAGAUUAUCAUGGUUUUAAACAGCAUAUUUUUAUGAUGUAUUUUUAAAACUGAAAGUCUGGAGCAAAUGUAAAACAACAAAAUCGAGACAUAAAAGUAUAAAGUAGCUGAAAUAAAGGAAGGCGUAACGGUAACACAUUUCCAGGAAACCUGUUUAUUUAAAGUUAACAGUUAAUCUUUGGGAAAUAAAAGUCCUGAAUGGUAAAGAAACACAAUCAUAGAUAAAAUAUUAUUUAAUCUGUGCAAGCCUAACCUGUUUAACAAUUAACAGCAAGUCUCCACAUGAGUUUUCACUCCUCCUCUCAUCCAGUUAUCAGUUUUCUGUUUGUCAUUCAUGUACAUCAUCUUCAGCCCCCAUGAGGAUCCACGGUCCUAUAAAAGAUCUUCCGCCUGAUACGAGAGACAAAGGCUGCUGUCGUUAUUGCUGAAACUCAGGAUUUUUAAGACUACACAAAAACGAUGAGUGCAUCCAAACUUCAAGAAAGUGGUGAGGUGAGAAUCGGACACUCUCUCAAUACAAAUGAGAAGGAGUUUGUAGUCAGAAGGAGAGAAACUGUUUUUCAAAGCCUGCAGAAACUCAAGAUAUACUGCAGUCAGAAUGAGGUGCCUCACAUUGCAUUAUUGGGUUCUGGAGGAGGACAAAGAGCCAUGGUGGGUUUGCUGGGAUCCCUGGUAGAGCUGGAUAAAGCGGGUCUUCUGGACUGCAUCCUUUAUCUGAGCGGAGUCUCUGGAUCCACCUGGUGCAUGGCCUCCUUAUACCAAGAACCAGACUGGUCCACCAAACUAGAGACCGUGAAAGACAAAAUCAUCAAGAGACUCAGCAGCUCUAAAGUUAGCUGGCGAGACACGUAUGUCAAACUUAUGAAAUAUUACCAGGUGAAAGACUUCUUCAGCUUGACUGAUGUCUGGGCAGCGUUAGUCAUCACGACAUUUGUGAAAGAGAUUGAUGAACUCACACUCACAGAUCAUUGGGACCAUCUCAGUAAAGACCCGUUUCCCAUCUACACAGCGAUCGACAAGCAGUGUAAAAAGGAGGAAGAGAAAGGAGGAGACACAGCAGACCCCUGGUUUGAGAUCAGUCCAUAUGAAGCGGGUUAUUCGCUCACUGGAGCAUUUGUAGGAACAUCCAGCUUCGGCAGCCAGUUUGACAAAGGCUCAAAGAAAAAACCUCAGCCUGAAAUGGACAUGCUGUACCUGCAAGCUCUGUGUGGCAGUGCUUUAGCUGAUGGAGAGGAGAAUAAAAAAUUCCUCUGGGAAUACAUAAAAGAUUUCUUUCAUUAUUUAACACCUAUAAUAGAACUGGAGAUGUUUGAUGAAAUCAGAAAAGAUCCAAAUGACCCAUCCGUACACAAGUGUUUCCGGGUGCUCAUGGAUCUUGUGGACAUGAAUCUCUCUGUUUUAAAUGGGAUUGAUUCUUCUGAUCUCGUUCAAUCAAUCCAAAAAACACUGAAAGAGCUCAGUGGAGGAAAAUGUCACCUGAUUUUUCCAGAGGAAAAAAGUGAUCUUGCUGUAAAACAAGCUGCAAAAUACACUGAGGAUGUAUGCACUCAUUUGAGUAAUUUGUUCCAUUAUGAGCGUUUUGUUUUUCAGAUGUGGACAUGCAUUUGUAAAUGCAUGGCUAAGUGGAUCUGGGGAAGGAAUUAUAACUUCCUCAACAAAAUGACAGAUAAAACGGUGCCUCCUACUCUUCUGCAAAGUGAGAUGAGAGACUAUGAAGAUGCUGGACUAUUGCUGAACUCACCCUACUUUUCAGUGCUGAGACAAGAAAGAAACAUUGAUCUCAUAAUUUCCCUGGAUUUCAGUGAUGACGAUCCUUUCACGACAGUGACCGAAACCUACAAGCUGUGUGAGGAACUAAACAUCCCUUUCCCUGAAGUCAACAUUCCCAGUGAAGACCUGAAAAAACCAAAGGACUUCUAUGUGUUCAAAGGCCAAAACGCUCCAACCGUGAUUCACAUCCCUCUGUUUAAUGUGGUCAACUGUGGAGAUCAACUUGAAACCUACAGGCACAAAUAUGGGACUUUUCAAUUUCCUUACUGCCAUAAGAAGAUCACUAAACUUAUGGAGGUUGCUGGAAAUAACAUCUCAAACAACAGGGAGAAACUGCUGGAGGAGAUUCGUGCGGCCAUUAGGCAGAAAAGUUGCGACUGAUGACGAUCUGAAUAUCAUAUUAAAUCUAAUGAUUUAAUGUUUUCUUUUGAAUGUAAUUUUUUUGUUACACUGAAAUAUGUUUCUGCACGUUUCAGUCUGUUCCUUCAUGCUUGACUUUCAAGCAAUAAACAGAUCAUCAUUAAUAAUCAAAUCAACUGUAACAGAUGUGAUUACAA